UCUGUUCCUUCCACACUCUCUCUUCUCUCUUUCUCUCCAUCUCUCAAUGCCAUGGUUCGUCCUUCCAUUUUCUACUACCACUCUCUGCGUCGCUCAUUCAGGGGCUUUUUCUUCAUCCCCACAACCUUAGCUCUCUUAACCUCUCUUCUCAUUCUCUUCUAUGUUUACUCUACCUCCAAUAUCUCCACCCAUCAUCAUCAUCAUCACCAACACCAAUCCUCUCUUCACUUCAAAUCUCCAUCUUCCUUUUCCACUGUCUCUUCUUCCAACCCCCACUUGACCCUUAUCUUGCCCAACAACGCUUCUGAUUCUAACAAGUCUCUGACUUCCCAAUUGGGUGAUGAUGGCCGUGGACCACAAAGUCAACGGGGUCUUCCACCCCAAUUCAGCUCAAAGGGUUCAGGAGAAUUUGAGAAUAACAACGACGUGUACCAUGAUAGAGAUAUCUUUUUGGAAGACUAUAAGGAAAUGAAUAGGAGCUUUAAGAUAUAUGUUUAUCCUCACAGGGAAGAUGAUCCUUUUGCAAAUGUGCUUUUACCUGUGGAGUCUGAACCUGGUGGCAAUUAUGCUAGUGAAAGUUACUUCAAGAAGGUACUCAUGAAGAGCCAUUUCAUCACAAAAGACCCUGUAGAGGCAGAUCUUUUCUUUCUACCUUUUUCCAUAGCAAGAUUGCGGCAUGAUCGUAGAGUUGGCGUGGGAGGCAUCAAGGACUUCAUCAGAGACUAUAUUCAGAAUAUUAUCCACAAAUAUCCGUAUUGGAAUCGCACCGGUGGUGCUGACCACUUUUAUGUAGCUUGUCAUUCAAUUGGAAGGUCUGCCAUGGAGAAAGCACCUGACGUGACCUUUAAUGCCAUUCAAGUUGUGUGCUCGUCAAGUUAUUUUCUAACUGGGUAUAUUGCUCAUAAGGAUACAUGCCUACCACAGAUUUGGCCAAGACAAGGAAAUCCCCCGAACCUUAUUUCAUCAAAGAGGAAGCAGCUAGCUUUCUUUGCUGGAGGAGUUAAUUCCCCAGUACGUGUAAAGCUUCUUGAGACCUGGAAAAACGAUUCAGAAAUCUUCGUUCACCAUGGAAGACUCAAAACACCAUACGCGGAUGAGUUGUUAGGAAGCAAGUUCUGCCUUCAUGUAAAAGGCUUUGAAGUGAACACGGCUCGUAUUGGAGAUUCUUUAUAUUAUGGUUGUGUUCCAGUGAUCAUUGCCAACUACUAUGACCUUCCAUUUGCAGAUGUUUUAAACUGGAAGAGCUUUUCAGUUAUUGUCACCACAUUAGAUAUACCAUUGCUGAAAAAGAUCCUGAAAGGUAUCAGUUCUGAUGAAUAUUUGAUGUUACAAAGCAAUGUUUUGAAAGUGAGGAAACACUUCCAAUGGCAUUCACCCCCGCAUGAUUUUGAUGCAUUUUACAUGGUUAUGUAUGAAUUAUGGCUUAGAAGAAGUUCUGUAAAAAAUUCAUUUGGGGAGAUUCUGUAAACCCCAAUAGAUUUAUGUAGGUUGUUGUAUUGGUAUAAUAGCUCCAUUAGAGAAUCAGUGAUUUUACUUUGUAUUUUUA
This is a messenger RNA of Lotus japonicus, 1546 nucleotides long. Its product is annotated as probable glycosyltransferase At5g03795. Gene Ontology annotation, molecular function: glycosyltransferase activity. The transcript is spliced from 3 exons. The coding region runs from base 52 to 1467 and encodes 471 amino acids. The record is from RefSeq and is a predicted model, not a curated record. Lineage: Eukaryota; Viridiplantae; Streptophyta; Magnoliopsida; Fabales; Fabaceae.